Molecule: messenger RNA, 1155 nt
Organism: Pelagomonas calceolata
Lineage: Eukaryota; Pelagophyceae; Pelagomonadales; Pelagomonadaceae
Source: the annotation of a GenBank genome assembly
AUGCUGCUCCGUCGCGUCGUGACACGCACAGCGUCGCAUCGAUCACUCGCAACUUUGGACGCGGUGCACAACGUCGACGACUUCCAGCGGCUAGCGAAAGAUGUGCUCGAGCGGCCGCUCUACGAGUACCUCGCGUCCGGCUCCGGCGACGAGGUCACGCUGCGGGAGAACCGCGCGGCCUUUGGCCGUUACGCGCUGCGGCCGCGCGCGCUGCGGCCGGUCGACGCGCUCUCGACGACCUGCGAGCUCUUCGGCAACGAGCUCGCGCUGCCCGUCUUCGCAUCGCCCGCGGGCGUGCAUUCGCUCGUCGACGACGAGGGUGAGUGCGCCACCGCGCGCGCGUGCGGCCGCGCCGGCGUGCUCUUUGGACUCAGCCAGCACGCGACUGUCUGCAUCGAGGACGUCGCGGCAGCGGCGCCGGGCGCGCAUCGCUGGUUCCAGAGCUAUUUGUUGAAGGACCGCGCCGCGACGUUGGAUUUGGUGCGGCGCGCCGUCGCCGCGGGGUAUCGCGGGGUCUUCCUCACCGUCGACUCCGUGCGCUUCGGCUUCCGCGAGGUGGACGCGAGGAAUAACUUCUGCGCGUUGCCGCCGCCGCUGACGCUCGCGAACUACGUCGCGACGCCGCCAGGGAUUGGCGCGGCGGCCUGGGAGGCGCGCGAGCAUCGCGCGUGGGACCAGAACUCCGAGGCGCUGUUCGACACCGCGGCCUCCUGGGACGCAGUUUCUUGGCUCCGCGAGGAGCUCGACCCGUCGAUACCCUUAGUUGUCAAGGGCGUCAUGACUGGCGAGGACGCCGCGCUCGCCGUGGCCCACGGCGCCGACGGCGUCUACGUGAGCACGCAUGGCGGCCGCCAGCUCGACGAGACGCUCGGCGCGCUGGACGCGCUCCCGGAGGUCGCCGCGGCCGUACCGCCCGGCACGCCUGUGCUUCUGGACUCGGGCGUGCGCCGCGGCACGGACGUCGUGAAGGCCCUCGCUCUGGGCGCGACGGCGGUCGGCGUCGGCAAACCGCUCUUCUUUUCGCUCGCCGUCGGCGGCGAGCGAGGCGUCGACAAGUUGUUCGAGAUCCUCGCGGAGGAAACACGCGUCGCGAUGGCCUUGACGGGCUGCGCGUCGCUCGCCGACAUAUCGGCCGAUGUUGUUUGUGCGAGAUAA